This is a messenger RNA of Anisakis simplex (herring worm), 345 nucleotides long. The record is from the annotation of a GenBank genome assembly. Lineage: Eukaryota; Metazoa; Nematoda; Chromadorea; Rhabditida; Anisakidae.
AUGAAUAUAUCGUUGAUAUGCAUAUCCAUCCUUACUGUACAUUUUACAGCGUUAAUACCUCAUCGUUUCGCGCAUACCGAUGUGAAGUUUCCAAGUUUCGAUGACGUUCGUCACAAUGUGACACUCGACGUUAGGAAAGCAGCUCGAGAAAGUGAAGAUCACAGACGAGCCAUACCAUCGGCAAUUUACUACGGAGUUGGUGGAACAAUGGCUCUGAUAACCGCAAAGGAAUCAAUCCAAAGAAUCGUCGCAUUCAAAGCGAUGGCCGCAGAUCAAGUGGCCUUAGCUUCAAUUGAAGUGAAAAUGGAGGAAAUACCCGAAGGACAGGUAAAUGUGAAUACCUGA